Messenger RNA from Zerene cesonia (dogface butterfly), 825 nucleotides. RefSeq names its product disks large 1 tumor suppressor protein-like (gene dlg1). The record is from RefSeq and is a predicted model, not a curated record. Gene Ontology annotation, molecular function: protein binding. NCBI's taxonomy places the organism in Eukaryota, Metazoa, Arthropoda, Insecta, Lepidoptera, Pieridae. The transcript has 6 exons. Bases 343 to 825 code for a protein of 160 amino acids.
UACCGAGCCACCCCUGUAUUUUCUCCCCUACCCUUGCGAAAACACAAUUGUCUAUGCUUCCACCCUAUGACGUCACAGCAAAAAUCGACCAAUCCCAUCGAGAACAGUAUUCGUCGGCCCUCAUAAGCGGAAUCACUACCGCAUAUAUUUUAUGGCAUCGUUUUAAUAAUUUUAAAUGUUUUUGUUGUGGGACCAUAUGUGCCGUGGAAAAUGUAUUCGUCUGUGAUCGAAAUUGUGAAAUUAAUCGCGAUAGUUUCUUGUCCAAUGUGAAACGUUUUAAGAUUUAUUCCUUGUAAAAUAUAUUAAUAGUGUUACAAAAUUACGUUAGGGGGCGGUUUCGUGAUGCCAGUUCGGAAGCAAGAAGCCCACCGAGCAUUAGAAUUGCUUGAAGACUACCACAGCAAACUUAUUAAACCACAAGACCGACAAUUACGGCUAGCGAUCGAGAGAGUUAUCAGGAUAUUCAAGUCACGCCUUUUUCAAGCACUUCUAGAUAUUCAGGAGUUUUACGAACUCACUCUUCUUGAUGACACCAAGUCAAUACAACAAAAGACUGCCGAAACAAUUCGAAUAGCCAAUAAAUGGGAAGCUGAUGGUGUCCGUCGUGAAAUUCCAAAUGAAGAAAGCGAUUACCGAUCGGUAUCGAAUGCCUUUCUCCUGGACAAUAGGAAACCCGAUCAACGAAAUGCCGACACUCCAGACUCUGCCAAGAUCGGUCCUGCGACGGUUAUAUCAUCGGUUGCAGACGCGGACGAGAAAAAGGUUAAAAAAUACGAUACAGUCGUGCAAGGCAAGCACCUUUUCAACAGAAAUAUAAUACAUUGA